ACCGAGAUCUGGGAACGCGACGACGCACUCCAGAGUCCACCGAGGCUGGCUCCCGCCGCGUGUUCGUGUAAUCGUGUUGGUUCAUCUCGUGCCAUCCAUUCCCCUGCGUGAAUAAUCAAUCCCACCUCAUUAACACCUGCCCUCCCACGUGUCCUUCCACACCCGGAGGUACUUCCAGCAUAGAACACGAACCACCACCAGCUCUCUCUCUCUCAGUCACUUCUCUUGUCGUUCCCCUCCUCUUGGAUCGAACAGGCCGGCUGAGAGCAGAGGAUCGAGAUUUGCUAUUGGGUUAGGGGGACGAGGGACAUGGAGAAGGAGCAGAAGAUGGAGGGCGAGAGGGCGGCGGCGGCGGCCACGCAGCGGUGGGUGAUCGGGGUCGGGUUCUGGGUGCAGGGGUUCCGGCUGUUCCCGUGGCUCGGCGUCAAUUUCUUCCUCAAGGACGGCAUGGGCGUCGCCGCCUCCUCGCUGCAGAUCCUCCAGGCGUCCGCCAACCUGCCCAUGGUCGCCAAGCCGCUCCUCGGCCUCCUCUCCGACGCCGUCCCCAUCCGCGGCUACCGACGCCUGCCGUACGUCGCCAUCGGCGCUCUCUUGCAGGCAGUAUCAUGGGUAGGAAUUGCCCUCUGGCCAUCUCUUUCUCUUCCAGUUCUUACCAUUUUUCUCCUCUUGAGCAACUUUGGUGCAUCAAUAUGUGAGGUUGCCAAUGAUGCCAUUGUAGCAGAGGCCGGAAAGCAAGCGGCCUCUUCCUCAGGGGGACAACUUCAAUCUCUUGCUUUUAUGUUUGGCUCUUCCGCUGGUGCGUUAGGAAACCUUCUUGGUGGCAUUGCUCUCAGUUACUUUUCUCCCAAAGCCAUGUUUCUUUUUUUUGCAAUCCUUCUCGUGCUCCAGUUCUUCACUACUAUGGCUAUACCUGAGAGCUCCCUCAAACUCCCAAAGGCAGCUACUAAUACAUCAGUGGUCUCCAGCAUCCGCAAACAAAUCAAAGAGCUGUCGAAUGCUCUCUGUAUGCCUGAAAUAUUUUGGUCAAUCAUAUGGUUUUCAGUGUCAUAUGCUGUUAUACCAUUUCUACUUGGGACCAUGUUCUUCUAUCAAACUGAAGUGUUAAGACUUGAUUCGUCAAUUAUCGGUUUAUCCAAGGUUUUCGGGCAAGUGGCUCUCUUGGCUUGGAGCAUGGCAUACAACAAAUGCUUCAAAACAAUUCCUGCGCGUAAGGUCUUAUCGGCUCUGCAGUUCAUCACCGCGGUCAUAAUGUUGUCAGAUGUGUUAUUUGUUCAGGGAGUAUACAGGAAGGUCGGAAUACCAGAUUCCAUGUACACCAUUGUGUUCUCAGGGCUGCUAGAGGGUCUUAUGUUGUUCAAGGUGCUACCUUUCAGUGUUCUUAUAGCAAACCUUUGCCCUUCUGGGUGUGAGGGAUCGGUUAUGGCCUUUGUCAUGUCUGCGCUUGCCCUCUCAACUAUUAUCAGUGGAUAUCUUGGGGUUGCGCUUGCUGAAUUCAUGGGAGUAUCUGGGGAUGAUUUCUCAGCACUGCCGCUUUGCUUGUUGAUUGAGGCUGCGUGCACAAUGCUGCCGCUAUGUUGCUCAUCGUUGAUUAAAGAGAGGAAAGAAAAGGAGAAGAAGGAACAGUAGAAUAUGUCUGUAGGAUCCAAAGAUGUUGUAUUGGUGCCUAUGAAGUUUUCCCUCGAGCUUGUUGGUGCCAUUGCCUAGAUUUCAGUUUCACAAUAUGAUUAUGGCCGGUGGAAACAACCUAAGAGAGGAUUAGGUUCUUCAGUUUCCUGUGCUCCGAGGCUUCCCAGGAAUAUAUCUUAAAAGGGACAGGAGAUAUACAUGUGUGCUGUCAUUCUUCUGUAGAUCAAGCAUUAUUUUUUGUAACUAGUUUUUCUUUUAAAUUAUGAAACUAGUUUUUUUCCUGAAGUUGUGUAACUAGUUGAAAAAUCAUGCAUAUUGUUUGUUCUCUUUAUGAUAUAUAUAUAUGAUCUCUGGUCUGCUAGUAGUCA
Molecule: messenger RNA, 1994 nt
Organism: Brachypodium distachyon (stiff brome)
Lineage: Eukaryota; Viridiplantae; Streptophyta; Magnoliopsida; Poales; Poaceae
Product: probable folate-biopterin transporter 7
Exons: 2
Coding region: 310-1626 (438 amino acids)
Cellular component (GO): membrane
Source: RefSeq, a predicted model, not a curated record